Dendrobium catenatum is the source of this 1215-nucleotide messenger RNA. RefSeq names its product glycerol-3-phosphate 2-O-acyltransferase 6-like. The record is from RefSeq and is a predicted model, not a curated record. Gene Ontology annotation, molecular function: phosphatase activity; glycerol-3-phosphate 2-O-acyltransferase activity. The transcript has a single exon. NCBI's taxonomy places the organism in Eukaryota, Viridiplantae, Streptophyta, Magnoliopsida, Asparagales, Orchidaceae. Bases 28 to 954 code for a protein of 308 amino acids. Gene Ontology annotation, biological process: cutin biosynthetic process. Gene Ontology annotation, cellular component: membrane.
UGCAUGUAGUAUUCUGAGGCUUUCUACAUGCAGGAAGCCUACCUGGUGCCCAAAUCAGUGGGCAGAAACAACCGUGCCAUUCCACGCAACAAACUCCUCCGACCGGUCAUCCUCCACGACGGCCGUCUCGCUCAGCGCCCCACUCCCCUCACCGCCCUCCUCACCUUCCUUUGGCUCCCCGUCGGUCUCUUUCUCUCCCUCCUCCGCGUCUACGUCAACAUCCCUCUCCCCGAACGCAUCGUCCGCCACACCUACCGACUAAUGGGCAUCAAACUCAUCGUCCGCGGCUCCCCUCCUCCUCCCCCUUCACCCGGCCAGCCCGGCGUCCUCUUCGUAUGCAACCACCGCACCGUCCUCGACCCCGUCGUCACCGCCGUCGCCCUCGGCCGUAAAAUCUCCUGCGUCACCUACAGCAUCAGCCGCUUCUCCGAACUAAUUUCCCCCAUCCGCGCCGUGGCUCUCUCCCGCGACCGAGACUCCGACGCUCGCCGCAUCCGCUGCCUUCUCGACGAAGGUGAUCUCGUCAUCUGCCCCGAAGGAACCACAUGCCGCGAACCCUUCCUUCUGCGCUUCAGCGCGCUCUUCGCUGAACUCACCGACCGCAUUGUCCCUGUGGCCAUUAAUACGAAACAGGGGGUUUUCCAUGGCACUUCUACCAGGGGAUGGAAGAUGCUCGAUCCCUACUUCUGCUUUAUGAACCCUCGGCCAACCUUCGAGAUCACUUUCCUCAACCAGCUGCCGCGGGAGCUCACCGUUGCCGGAGGCCGCUCAGCCAUCGAGGUUGCCAAUUAUAUCCAGCGAGUGCUGGCCGCGACGUUGGGUUUUGAAUGUACUAAUUUUACUAGGAAGGAUAAGUAUGCCAUGCUCGCCGGGACGGAUGGCAAGGUGCUGGCGACGACGCCGUCGUCGUUGAAGAAAGAGAAUAAUGUGGCUGAAGAAGCGGAGUUGAAAUGAAGGCAAGAGUGGAUCGGAAUUAGAUAAUUGGAGCUAAGCGACGUACGCCUUUCAGGCAGCUAGUUCGGAGGGCUACUGUUAAUUUUACUUUCUGUUUGAUGAUCGAUGGAUAGGUUUGAUUGGAAUCAACUCAUUAAUACUCAUGUGUUUGUUUUGGAGAAAAUAAGAUAAAUUUGAUCAUGAAUGUAUCUAAAAAAAUAUGUAUAAGGAUGAAUUCAAUGUUGCAUGAUAUAUGUGAAGAAACAUUUUUCCUUUUUUUCA